Molecule: messenger RNA, 2357 nt
Organism: Saprolegnia diclina VS20
Lineage: Eukaryota; Oomycota; Saprolegniomycetes; Saprolegniales; Saprolegniaceae
Exons: 9
Coding region: 32-2266 (744 amino acids)
Biological process (GO): mRNA 3'-end processing by stem-loop binding and cleavage
Cellular component (GO): mRNA cleavage and polyadenylation specificity factor complex
Molecular function (GO): RNA binding; RNA endonuclease activity; 5'-3' exonuclease activity
Source: RefSeq, a predicted model, not a curated record
CGAAACUCAAAUCCGAAUAUCCGUGGCUGCCAUGGCGAAGCGCAAGGGCGAGACCGACAUCGUGGACGAGCGCCAUGUCAUGCGCAUCAUGCCACUGGGCGCGGGCAAUGAGGUCGGCCGCUCGUGCAUCAUCCUCAAGUUCCAGGGCAAGACCAUCAUGCUCGACUGCGGCGUCCACCCGGGCUACUCGGGGCAUGGGUCGCUGCCGUUCUUCGACUCGAUCGAGGCCGAAGAGAUCGACUUGCUCCUCAUCACGCACUUCCACAUUGACCACGUGGCCGCGCUGCCGCACUUUACGGAGAAGACCAACUUUAAGGGCAAGAUCUUCAUGACGCACCCGACGAAAGCCGUCAUGCAGAUGAUGCUGCGCGACUUCCUCCGCGUCUCCAACAUUAGCGUCGACGACCAGAUCUACGACGACCGCGACCUCGCCAACUGCGUCGCCAAGGUCGAGAUCAUCGACUUUCACCAGGAAAAGAUGUUUAACGGCAUCAAGUUCACGCCGUACAACGCGGGCCAUGUGCUCGGCGCGUGCAUGUUUCUCAUCGAGAUUGGUGGCGUCAAGGUCCUGUACACGGGCGACUACUCGCUCGAGAACGACCGCCAUCUCAUGGCCGCCGAAAUCCCCGGCGUCUCGCCCGACGUGCUCAUUGUCGAGUCGACGUACGGCGUGCAGGUGCACCAGAGCGUCUUUGAACGCGAGGGCCGCUUCACGGGCCAGGUCGAGUCGGUUGUCCGUCGUGGCGGGCGCUGCUUGAUCCCAGUCUUUGCGCUGGGCCGGACGCAGGAGCUGCUGCUGAUCCUCGACGAGCACUGGCAGCAACACCCGGAUCUGCACGGCGUGCCCAUCUACUUUGCCUCCAAGCUCGCGGCCAAGGCGCUGCGCGUGUACCAGACGUACAUCAACAUGAUGAACGACCGCAUCCGCAAGCAAAUCUCAAUCUCCAACCCGUUUCAGUUUGAGCACAUCCACAACCUCAAGAGCCUCGAGGAUUUCGACGACUCGGGCCCGAGUGUCGUCAUGGCUUCGCCGGGUAUGCUGCAAUCGGGCGUCUCGCGCCAGCUCUUUGAGCGGUGGUGCACGGACAAGCGCAACGCGUGCUUGAUUCCAGGCUACGUGGUCGAGGGCACGCUGGCCAAAAAGAUCUUGUCCGAGCCGACGGAAAUCACAGCCAUGGACGGUCGCCUCCUCCCGAUGAACUGCUCGGUCGAGUACAUUAGUUUUUCGGCCCACGCCGACUUUGUGGGCACGUCGGGCUUUAUCGAAAAGGUGGCGCCCCCCAACAUUGUGCUCGUCCACGGCGAGAAGAAUGAAAUGAUGCGUCUCAAGUCGGCGUUGCACAAGAAGUUUCACAACCCCAAGGUGUACGCGCCGACGAUCCACACGCCGGCCAACACGCAAGAGAUUGUGCUCGAGUUUCGCGGCGAGAAGAUGGCCAAGGCCAUUGGCACGAUGGCGACCACGAUUGCCGGCCACCAAAAGCUCAAGGCCGUCGACAAGAAGAUCCCGAUCAGCGGUCUCCUCGUCGAGCACGACUUUCACACGCACAUCAUGGAGAAGGACGACCUCGCGCAGUACACGUCCAACUUGCUCGUCGGCACGAUCGCCCAGCGCCAGCACGUGCCCUUUGUGCACCAGCCGUUUGACGUGCUCGUGGCCAUGAUCCAGCAAAUGUACGCGGACGUAACUGUGACGGCCGACACGGUCGUCGUCAACGGACAAGUCAUGGUGACGCACUGCCCGCCGGAGAAGGUGCUCAUCGAGUGGAGCGCCGAGCCGACAGCCGACAUGAUUGCCGACUCGGUGGUCGCGCUGACCAUGCACGCGCAGGCGAGUCCCGCGAGCUUCAAGAUUAGCAUGCACCCCCACGCGGCGUGCAAGCACGACCACCGCCCCAAGACGAGCGAGGCAUCGGACGAGGCGGUCAAGGUCGAGGAAGGCGUCGAGCCGCUCGAAGCCGAUGUGAUUGAAGACGAGGGGUUGCAGGCGGCGGUCGAGACGCUCGCGGACGAAGGCGACCUGGAGGCCCUCCAGCUCAUCUUGGUCUACCGCGUUCUCAAGGACCAGUACGGCCAGGUGGAGCUCGACCACGCGACGAACGUGAUCUCGAUCAUCACGCCGAGCGGGGCCAUGGCCAGUAUCCACUACUUUGAGAAACAGCCGCACGACCGCGUCGAGUGCGAGAACACGGCGCUGUACGAGAAGCUGCUCGAGACGCUCGCCAAGCUCGACCAGGCGCUUUUGCCCGUGCCCAAGGACGCCUAAGUCACGAGGCGCUGCAUUUCUAUCAAAACCAACUAAUCUCUCGACGAGAUCAUCUCGUGUAAACAUAUUGUGAAUUGUUCCGAGUUAUCGC